AUGCGCACUGCACCGACAUCCAGCCAGGCUCCCGCGUCGACGCCCCUGGCCGCGGAGGAGGAGGCUGGCCCGUCUGGCGGUGUGCUGGCGGAGGGCGUCGACUGCGUGGCGGUCGACUGGUACUCGGGCGGGUGGACGGAGCGCGGCCAGAUCACGGCCGCGCUGCGCGCGAGCGACGCGCAGCCGUGGACGCUCGUGCGGCAGCACCUGCUCGCCUUUUGGGAGCAGCAGCUGCGAGGCCGGCCGGUGGUCCUCAUCGGCGCCUCGCUCGGCGGCGCGGUGGCGAUCGACUUUGCGUCGACGCACCCCGAGGCGGUGGAGAAGCUGGUGCUCAUCGACGCGGGCGGCGAGUCGUACAAGGCUCCGCCGCCCGACACGGUCGCCGCCUUUGCCAAGCCCGUGCUCGCCGUCAAGGGCCUCUUCCAGGCCGUGCAGGCGAGGCUGCCCGACGACGCGAGCCGCAUCGUGUCGCUGCACCGCGCCGAGCCGGGCUGCUACGAGGCGAGCCUCGCCUACCUCGAGAGCGGCUCGAUGGCGAGGCGAGUCGGCCGCGAGCGCAUCCAGCAGGUGGCGCAGCCGACGCUGGUCGUGUGGGGGACCGAGGACGACAUCCUCCCGCUCUCCGACGCCUACGCCUUCGAGAGGGACCUGCAGCACUGCGUGGGCGUGCGCGAGGUGCCCGGGAGCGGCCACUCGCCCCAUCUCGACCAGCCCGAAGCCGUGCUCGCGCACUUGCGCCCCUUUGUCGCGCAGCGGUGA
Messenger RNA from Emiliania huxleyi CCMP1516, 759 nucleotides. RefSeq lists its product as hypothetical. The transcript is spliced from 3 exons. Bases 1 to 759 code for a protein of 252 amino acids. The record is from RefSeq and is a predicted model, not a curated record. NCBI's taxonomy places the organism in Eukaryota, Haptophyta, Isochrysidales, Noelaerhabdaceae.